This is a messenger RNA of Penicillium brasilianum, 1158 nucleotides long. The record is from the annotation of a GenBank genome assembly. NCBI's taxonomy places the organism in Eukaryota, Fungi, Ascomycota, Eurotiomycetes, Eurotiales, Aspergillaceae.
AUGGCCGAUCUAGAAGCUAACAAGGCUUCGGGCCUGGACCUGGAUAACCACCACCGCCCGGAGUACAAGGUCAACGACAAUGGCACCGAGGUCUCAGACUCGAAUGGCGCAUGCCCGGAGGAUAGGCACAAGUCGAUUUUCCACCAGCUUGGACUCCUGGAUCGGUUCCUUGCUGUUUGGAUCUUUCUUGCUAUGCUUAUAGGUAUUCUCUUGGGGAACUUCGUGCCGAGUACUGGUCCGGCAUUGCAGAGGGGGAAAUUCGUUGGCGUGUCUGUGCCUAUUGCCGUCGGCCUACUGGUUAUGAUGUACCCUAUCUUGUGCAAAGUACGAUAUGAAACGCUGCACCGGACGCUUCGACAGAAAGCGUUGUGGGUCCAGAUUGGGUUCAGUCUCGUUGUCAAUUGGAUCGUGGCCCCUCUCUUCAUGUUGGCACUAGCAUGGGCAUUCUUGCCGGAUGAGAAGGGGUUGAGAGAGGGAUUAAUCUUGGUUGGAAUUGCACGGUGCAUUGCAAUGGUGCUCAUCUGGACAGGUCUUGCCGGUGGAGAUAAUGAGUACUGCGCCAUUCUAGUCGCCAUCAACUCCGUAUUACAGAUGGUGCUGUUCGCACCGCUUGCCAUAUUUUUCAUCAGUAUCAUCAGCGACGAUGAUAUCGAUCUGCCGUAUUCAAUUGCAGCCAAAAGCGUGGGUGUCUUCCUCGGUAUACCACUCGGCGCAGCGGUAGUGACGCGAUUCGGGCUUCGCAAUCUGAUCGGAGCGAAACGGUAUGAUCAAAAGUUCCUCGUGUGGAUCAGCCCAUUGUCUCUCAUUGGGCUGCUUUUCACGAUCAUCGUCUUGUUCGCCUCGCAGGGUCGUCAGGUCGUUCACCAGAUUGUAUCCGUGGUGCGUGUGGCGGCGCCUCUGAUCGUAUACUUUGCGGUGAUCUUCCUGGCCACCCUGGUAAUCACUCGGCGCUUUGGUUUUGGAUACGAACUAUCGUGCACGCAGAGCUUCACGGCAGCGAGCAACAACUUCGAGCUGGCAAUCGCAGUGGCAAUCGCUACUUUCGGAGUGGAUAGCGAUCAAGCAUUGGCAGCCACUGUCGGUCCUCUUGUUGAAGUCCCCGUGCUUUUGGGGUUGGUGUAUGCCGUCAAGUGGUAUGGCAAGCGGAAUAGCUGGUAG